AUGAAGGUUAUGGUACUGUCGUUAGGCAAGGCAUCACCAAGUAAGAGUGACCAUGAGUUAUUGGACCCGUUCGUCUCGCUAGUUGAAUUUUCCGUUUCACCUCCUGGUGGAUUCAAAGAUCAUCCUCACAGAGGUUUUGAAAGUGUUACAUACAUGUUCCAGGGAGGCAUCAUUCACCAAGACUGUAAUGGUAAUAAAGGUACAAUCCAUGAAGGAGAUGUUCAGUGGAUGACAGCAGGAAGAGGAAUCAUUCAUUCGGAAAUGCCUGAAGAACAAGUCAACAAGGGGUUACAGCUUUGGAUCAACCUCCCUUCUAGUGCCAAAAUGAUCGAGCCUAAAAAUAUAGAAAUCUCGAGUUCAGAGAUACCUAGCGCAGAUGACUAUGGAGUAGAGGUCAAAGUCAUUGCUGGAGAGUCAAUGGGAGUCAAAUCUCCUUUCUACACAAAAACACCAAUCAUGUUCCUAGACUUUACGCUCGAUCCAAAAGCUCAAACCCACCAGGCCGUUCCAGAGUCAUGGACCGCCUUUGCCUACAUUGUAGAAGGCGAUGAAGGCGUUUUUAGCUCCUCGGACUCUUCCACAGUACAAGCACAUAAUGUUGUGGUGUUUGGGACAGGGGAUGAAGUUAGCGUGUGGAACACGUCAAACUCUAGGCCGUUGAGGUUCUUGUUGAUUGCAGGGGAACCGAUAGGCGAGCCUGUGGUUCAGCAUGGGCCAUUUGUGAUGAACUCACAGGAUGAGAUUGAAAUGACAAUUGGGGACUAUCGUAAUGGCAUGAAUGGCUUCGAAAUGGCCAAGCAUUGGAGGUCAGAGUGA
Molecule: messenger RNA, 816 nt
Organism: Arabidopsis thaliana (thale cress)
Lineage: Eukaryota; Viridiplantae; Streptophyta; Magnoliopsida; Brassicales; Brassicaceae
Product: pirin
Exons: 7
Coding region: 1-816 (271 amino acids)
Cellular component (GO): nucleus
Source: RefSeq, marked reviewed